AACAGAAUGGAGAUCGAUUCAGUGCCCCGCAUCACACUUCCCGGCUUCGGCCUUCCCGUCAACACAUUAACACAAUGGUCUCGUGAAGGCGAAAAUACUCGCUUCCCACAUGCAAUCGCAGAUUGGUUUUCUAGCGACGGGGUCUCGGUGCGGGAGCGACGGAUGUUGGAAUUCAUGACGCAGAUUACGGAUAAGCCCGAGUGGACGCGCAAGGUUUUCGAUGAAGCCAUCAUAGCGAAAUGGAAGGAGGAGGCUAUUCGCUGGGACGACAGUCUUCCUGAAAAUGGGGAUUGGUGGCUGAGUGAGACGAUGUUUGAGUGUUGUAUGCUGGAGUUGAGAGAGAAGGCCGAGGUGUAUCAGAAAGAGGGGUUUGUCGCAGUUUUGGAUGCAGAGGCUACGAUUGUGAAGUCUGAUAUUGCUGUUUCGGGCGAGUUAAGAGAUAGAUUGAGAGGUGCGGUUAAGAAGCUGGAAAAUGUGCCUGAUAGGGUAAAGGACUGGCAUCCGGGGUCUGAUGAGAAGGUGCUGGAUUUGGUACAUCCGUCCCUGUUCCCAGUCGUUUAUGGGUUUACGAGAGCGUUGCCGUUUGGGACUGUUCCGCUAGAGAGUUGUGCAGAGUAUACUGGGAAAGGAGAAGUCAUUGAUAAGUUCGAGGCUACGGAUCAUGUCAGGAAGGUUUCUUGGGGUGAUAAGGAGAUCAUUGAUCAAGCAUGGGGGAGUUACCAGUGGCUUCCUUCGAAUAUUACGUUUACGGACGAUGGCACGGCGAAGAUUGUCAGUUACAUCAACAACCUGCACCCUAGAGAGCAUACCGAGUUGUAUAAGAUAUUGGAAGCAUUCGUCGACGCCUCCAUUCCACUCUGGAACGAAUGUCUGUCCUGGUUCCACAACCGGAUCCGCAUUUCCAUCGGCGGGACAAGCAACGAAGAUUAUAAAUUUGCACCUGGGGUCAAAUUUGACCGCGAGCCAUAUAAGCACGAUGCAGAGGAAGGACAUGAAUCCGAUUCUGAGGACGAAGAAGACGAUGAAAGCUGGGCAUGGGAACAUGGCUGCAUAGACCAAUAUCGCGACUGGCGAGACCAGAAUCGAAUCCUCGAACAACGCGAGCCAGCCUUCACACCGCACGACGAACACCAAACGCAACCAGGAGCAAAACGUAUUGACCUCCGCAAGGACUUUACGGAGCGUGGAUUGCAGGUAAUUUUCAAGCUUGCGAACAUCCAUCUUACACCUGAGAAACCAGAGUAUGAGGGUGGGUCGUGGCAUGUGGAAGGGAGCUUGAACGAACAUAUUUGCGCCACGGCGAUCUAUUAUUAUGAUUGUGAGAAUGUGACGGAUAGUCGGUUGGCGUUUAGACAGAGCUACGAUGCUGAAGCCAUGAUUAUGAGGCCUGCGCAGUCCGAAUACAGUUCUACAGAAGCCUAUUUCGGGAUUACUCAAAACGGCUCCUCAAUCCUCAACCUCGGCUCCGUUCUCACGCCCCAAAAUCGUCUCCUCGCUUUCCCCAACGUCCUCCAACACCAAGUCCAACCCUUCUCCCUCGUCGACAAAACCAAAUCUGGCCACCGCAAAAUCCUAGCCAUGUUCCUCGUAGAUCCGCAUAUUGAGGUUCUGUCAACAGCCAACGUGCCGCCGCAAAGAAAAGACUGGUGGGCGCAGGAGGUUAGGAAGAUUGGGUUCUUUGCGAGAUUGCCGAAGGAGAUUUUUGAUAUGAUUGUUGGGGAAGUAAGGGAGUUUCCGUUGGGGUGGAAAGAGGCAGUACAGGUGAGGGAGAUGUUGAUGGCCGAGAGGGGGAAGGUAGGGGAUGUUCUUGAGAAGGGUAUGGAUGAGAAUACCUUCUUCUUCUGCGAACAUUGAAUGUGUAAG
Molecule: messenger RNA, 1863 nt
Organism: Lindgomyces ingoldianus
Lineage: Eukaryota; Fungi; Ascomycota; Dothideomycetes; Pleosporales; Lindgomycetaceae
Exons: 3
Coding region: 7-1854 (615 amino acids)
Source: RefSeq, a predicted model, not a curated record